GGGGGCGGAGUUCCGUCCUUCGCUGAUUGGCUCAAGACGGAUGGGCUGCGGCCGGGCCUAGCCAACCCGCGGCGUGUUGCUAUGUGCUGAGCCGAGGGGAUAGGCGCGGGGGCGCGUCCGUCACCAGGCAGCCCCCGGCCCCGACCCCGAGGGAUGCGGAGUGGCGGCGGCGGCAGUGGCGGAGACUGUGGCUUUAAGAGCGCUCCCAGAGCCCGGGAUCCGGCCUGGCGGUCCUUUGCUGCGGCGCACCCCCGCGGAGCCGAGCUCGGAGCUGGCCGGACCGGGCUGCCUGCUGCCGGUUAAAUAUCCAGAACCCAUCUGCUUACCCACUGUCCCAUAUUGCCUUUCUGAAGGACAUGAAAGUGAUGACAUGGCUGCUGAGAACCAGCCCUAGACCUCUGCUUGAGUGUCCUUCCUCUGAAGACAUCACCAGUGUGUGGAGCCCGCCCCACACCCACCCCCUGCCAAACCACGGCCUUUACCUGUGUCUUCCGGUGUUUCCCGUGCGACCCAUCCUGUGGGAGUGCCUCGUGGGCCGCCCCAGAGUUCACCCCACACUCAGCAGCGCCAAUGGUGAAGAUGACGAGAUCCAAGACUUUCCAGGCAUAUCUGCCCUCUUGCCACCGGACCUACAGCUGCAUUCACUGCAGAGCCCACUUGGCCAAUCAUGAUGAACUUAUUUCCAAGUCGUUCCAAGGAAGUCAAGGACGAGCAUACCUCUUUAACUCAGUAGUUAACGUGGGCUGCGGGCCGGCAGAAGAGCGCGUGUUGCUAACAGGACUGCACGCCGUCGCAGACAUUUACUGUGAAAACUGCAAAACCACGCUGGGCUGGAAAUAUGAACAUGCCUUUGAAAGCAGCCAGAAAUAUAAAGAAGGCAAAUACAUCAUUGAGCUAGCACACAUGAUCAAGGAUAAUGGCUGGGACUGAUUGGAGAGCAUCCACCCACCCCAGUGUCCACGUGAAUCCAUCCAACCGAACAUCCUACCCAAGCGUGAGAGAGUGACUGAACACUUGGUUCCAUCCAUUUAGGGGCCUUGCCAUCUGGGGCAUUCUCCCACCCUGCCACCAUCUUUCUGGUGACCAGCCUCUAAAUCGCUGUCUCUCUGUCUCUUU
This is a messenger RNA of Kogia breviceps (pygmy sperm whale), 1116 nucleotides long. Lineage: Eukaryota; Metazoa; Chordata; Mammalia; Artiodactyla; Physeteridae. The record is from RefSeq and is a predicted model, not a curated record.